Ceraceosorus bombacis is the source of this 975-nucleotide messenger RNA. NCBI's taxonomy places the organism in Eukaryota, Fungi, Basidiomycota, Exobasidiomycetes, Ceraceosorales, Ceraceosoraceae. The record is from the annotation of a GenBank genome assembly.
AUGGUCGAGCCGAUAAUCCCCAACGAUGAAGCCAGGCAAAUGAAACGAGCGGCGGAGCCGACAUCUGACGACGGGUCCAGACGAAUGAAAAGAGCAGCUGCCCACAACAAGGAGGUGGAGCUCGCGCUGCUGGCCCAAGAUCAAGAUUCCGCCUCCUCCUCUUCCUCUUCCUCUUCCACUUUACUCGACUCGGUUGCCCCAAUUCCGAGCGAACGUACCAACACACCGAAAUACUUGAACGAUCCAGAGCUGGGAAGCCAGAAACACGUCAAAGUGUGGGAGACUGUACCUCUGAGGUUCCCACCGCGGGAUAGGUAUCCGCCUUCCGCUCCCGACAUCGCUUCCGACGAUUUGCGUCUCUGUGCUAUCGCGUUAGGUGUAGCUUCGCUAGGUGCUAGACCGACGUGGAGGCAAGGGUCACCUGCGGAAGCUCUUGCGGCGGUGAAUCAGGGUCUGGAUAGCAUGGUCAGAAAAGGAGACGCGGUGCACAAGCCUCCGAGCGACGAGGCGGAGCAAGAUAAGAACACCAGAGAUGAAGCUCUAAAGAUCAUCGAUGCGGAUGGAUAUUGGAGCUCGGCGUCGGUGCAUACUCGAUAUGGUGAUGAAUCGCCGGAUUGGAUGUUUGAAGAUUCCAAAGUGAGUGGCGAGGCGGCUUGCCGAGCAAUACAUUUCGAGGCGACCCGGCUGUGCUCGGUCUGCCUCCGCGCGCUGAUCCACCUUGUUGCAUAUUUCGAAUCGGUCGCAGCGGCUAGAGUGGCUCGGCGAUGCAGUGGUGGGGCUCGUAGCUCGCCACACUAUCAUGACGCGCUAUCCAGAUCUCAGCGUCGCUGGAGCCACACAGGCAUGGGGUCACAUCGUUUCCAACGACACAUUUGGGCAUCUCUGGGAUAUCGCCGGUCUGGAGGCAGUGCGUCUCAAAGUCGGGGAGCGCAUCACAUCGGAAGCUGUGCUGCAAGAGAAGCGCAGGCUGAUUGA